CAUCCUUUCACACAAUAACAGUAGAUCAACGAUCCAACAAGUCAAAAUGAAAUUCUUACUUAGUGUCUUUGCAGUGGUUGCCUUAAUGGCCCUAUUCGUCUUUGCUGAGGAGGAAGAGAUGAAGCCAACGAUAUUCCGAGGAUUUGACAGUGAUACCCGAACACGAUGCAUCGAUAGAGAUUGCUUUGAAUUAUGCACUAAUCAGUCUGCAAAAUUUGGUCUCUGCAUCCUAGGACAAUGUUAUUGCGUAAAAUAGUAGAGCAUGGGAUAAUUCAUCACUUCUUAUUAUACAGGAAUCCAAAAUAAAUUAGUUUAUUGAAAAUA
Molecule: messenger RNA, 324 nt
Organism: Acanthoscelides obtectus
Lineage: Eukaryota; Metazoa; Arthropoda; Insecta; Coleoptera; Chrysomelidae
Source: the annotation of a GenBank genome assembly